GAAAUCCCAGAAACAUGUCUUCGGGCCAAAAGAAGCUCUUUGGCAGGGAAAGACCUCUUCGUGAUGUUUUAGGUGGAGGAAAAGUUGCUGGUAUCGUCCUAUGGAGAGACAAACGCUUGUCUGCAGCUAUACUCAUUGCGGUCACUGUUGUGUGGCUGCUCUUCGAGGUCAUGGAGUACAAUCUCCUGCCACUUCUUUGCCACAUCUCGAUAGCAGCAAUGCUUCUCGUCUUCAUAUGGUCCAAUGGUGCAGCUCUGCUUGACCUGACACCUCCGAAGAUCCCUGAGCUCAUCUUAUCUGAGCAAGCCUUCAGGAAAGGGGCACUGCUCUUCCAUUCCUAUCUCAGUCACAGCCUCUCCAUACUCCAUGGUAUUGCAGGUGGCAAUGAUCUCAGACUGUUCCUCUUGACAAUCAUCUCUCUCUGGAUCAUCUCGGCGAUAGGAAACUGCUGCAGCUCCAUAAAUCUCCUAUUUUUCGUGCUUCUUUGCUCGCUGACUCUGCCGGCUUUGUACGAGCGAUAUGAACGUGAAGUGGAUCAUGCAGCCGCCAUGGGAAUCGACGGCCUCCAGCAGGUGUUCAAGAAAGCCAAUUCGAAGGUCCUCGAGAAAAUUCCCAGAGGACCAGCCAAGGCAAACAAAUCCAACUGAGAUGCAGCAGGAACUGCUAAAUUAUAUGUUAAUAGGAGAUUUAACAUGCAUGAAAUUAAACUGCCAAGCCAGUGUAUAAGAUAAAAUAGCGUUCUAAUUAUAAUGGAGUGUGUGUUGACA
Musa acuminata subsp. malaccensis (wild Malaysian banana) is the source of this 767-nucleotide messenger RNA. RefSeq names its product reticulon-like protein B9. The record is from RefSeq and is a predicted model, not a curated record. Lineage: Eukaryota; Viridiplantae; Streptophyta; Magnoliopsida; Zingiberales; Musaceae.